This is a messenger RNA of Vigna angularis (adzuki bean), 780 nucleotides long. RefSeq lists its product as uncharacterized. The record is from RefSeq and is a predicted model, not a curated record. NCBI's taxonomy places the organism in Eukaryota, Viridiplantae, Streptophyta, Magnoliopsida, Fabales, Fabaceae. The transcript has a single exon. Bases 73 to 516 code for a protein of 147 amino acids.
GAUAUUGCUCCAUCCACUUUUUUCUUACUCUAAACACACUGACACAGUUAGAUCUGCUUCCUCUAUCCAUCCAUGGAAGCUUUACUUUCCCAAUUCACCUUCCUCUCAGAGCAGGCCCUUCAAGACAAGAACUUUGACCCUUCCACAAUUGAAGAUCUGAUGAAGCUGUUCGAGAUUGAAUCCUACAAGGCAUGGGCAGCUGCUGAACUGGAGCAAGACAGAGAGGUGGAGGAAGCAGAAGCUGGCAUGCAAGAAGCUGAAGAGUACCUUGACUCGGUCAUGGAGACUGCCAUGGAUGAGUUCAGACGCUUCGAAGAAGAGCUUGAGAGGAUGGCAAAAGAUGAAAUGGAAAACCUUGUUCAAACUGCUGAAAGAGCCAGAAAAAUGGGAAACUUGAUGGAAAAAGGUGCCUCUGUUGCUUCCAAGAAGUAUAUUGAGGCUGCUCUCAAUUCAGCCACUGCUUCCAUGAAAUCAGCUUGGAAAGGUCUCUCUUCUGGAAAGGUUCAUCCUUCUUAAUAUAUCUCCAAUUUCCCAUACCCCUUUUCUUCAUUAUAUAUGUAUUAUUCACUUCAGGUUAAACCUGUCAUUAAAUAUAUUUCAUACCCCUUUUAUUCUUUCUUGUUAUUUCUACAUUGCUGCUUUGGAAAAAUAGAAACUUUAUUAUAUCAGAAUUGUACCAAUUGAGAUGCUGAAGAACAUUCAGCCAAAACUGUAAGCAGAAAACAUAUUCACUGUUGUUUAUAAGGCCAAAGGCCAAAUCCAUGGUUUGAUUUGAGUGUA